GAUUAGCAAACAGCGCGUGAUGGAAACGAAUGGAACCCAUGCUAAUAAUCUACACUGAGAUGUCUCUCUCGACUUCACAUAUGUCGACCGACACAGAGAAUCGACGACGGAGAACGAACGUAGACGGACAAGAUCUGUCAUGGCACAGAGAUCACCGGGGAGAGUGGCUCCAUGAGCCGUGUGUGGCCAGCAUGGACCUGGAGCAGGGGGGCGCCUCUUCACCCUGCUCCUCUCUCCUCCCUGGACCAGGUGUCUACAAGCCAAAAUCCCUGACGGCACUCGGAGGACUCUGCUCCCAUGCUUCUGAAUGUGUGUUGGAGGAUGUCACCGACAAGACCACUAUCAGAGCAGAGAACGAAGUGGAGGCCCACAAACUAGCCAACAACUACAGGUUUGGAUUCAGGAAGUGGAAGAGUCAUGUGACGGAGCGCCCAUUCGAGGUCAGGUCUGACGUGGUCAAGGAGCUCUAUUCCGAUCUCAGUAUCAUCAAACCACACACAGAUCAUCUGAUCACUUGUGGGAAUGUGGUGUAUGUGUUGUUGUUCGGCUGGUGGGUGUCUCUGGUCUACCUCCUGGUCAGCAUACUGAUGGUCAUCACCAUCAUUGGGGCACCAUACGGGAAACUGUGCUGGAAACUGUCAUUGUAUUUCUUAUGGCCAUUUGGGAAAUCCAUACAGGAGGUGGGAGUGUGUGCAUGUGGGUGCUGUGGGAGGUUGCCCCAUUUUGAGGUCAUCCCAGAGGGGGUGGAGGACGACAAAGACCUGUCACCCAUUCUCCUACCUUCACCCACUGAGGAGCAUAUCCCGGACCUUCUACAGGCCCCCCCACAGAACAAGCGCUACUGGCGUUGUGUGAGCACGUACGUGUGGCUGCUAUUGGGUUAUCCUUGGCUGGCUGUGGUUCAUUCCCUGGCCUGCCUGCUCUCCUGGCUAUUGGUGUUCACCAUACCCGUGGCCAAGAUGAAUGCACGGACCCUGGCUUCCAUCCUCCUCAUGCCCCCCAAGAGCCUCGCUAUCUCCUCCUGCUCAACGAGGAAGCCUCAGGUUUGUGAGACUCAAGCACUGCUUUGCUGCUACCAUGCGGUAAACUGGAACUACUACAAAUACACUGUGGAUGGGAUCAAUGUGUUUGCAGUCAACCUCCUUCCCCUGGUCAUCAUUUCCCUUGUGAUCGGCUACGUAGACAAGGGUAACCAGUUUGCAAGCUCCGAGGUGAAGUUUGCCACAGCGAUCGUCUCCAUCAUUCCGCUGUCCUACUACAUUGGCAUGGGCAUCGCCAGUAUCUCUGCCCAGAGUAACUUUGCGGUUGGGGCGGUGGUGAAUGCUACCUUUGGCUCCAUCACAGAGAUGACCUUCUACAUCACGGCCCUGCUGAGGGGUCACCGUGCCGGGAAGGCCUGUCUUCAGGAGGUGGUUAAAUCCGCCCUCACCGGGACCCUGCUGGGCUGCAUCCUCUUCAUCCCUGGGAUCUGCAUGAUCAUAGGAGGGCUGAGACACAGGGAGCAGAGGUUUAACAGUCGUUCAGCUGGGGUCAGCUCUGCUCUGCUUUUCAUCUCUGUGGGAGGUGUGUUUGCCCCCACACUGUUCUCCAAGGCUUAUGGGAACCUGGUGUGUGACAACUGUACCGACUCCAUGGGUGGCAAAACCAGCGGGCCGUUCGUCUGCCACAACUGUCAUUACGACCUGAGUGAGAAUAACUACACCCUGUUCCACAACCACAUAGAGCCACUGGUGUACACAGUCUCCGUUCUCCUGCCCUUUGCAUACAUCAUUGGUCUAAUCUUCACACUGAAGACACACUCACACAUCUAUGACAUUCAUGUUGGUGAAGGACAGGUGGCUGGUCACCAGAAUGCUGUUGUCCUUUGGUCUCGCUGGAGAGCUCUGGUCAUCCUCAUCAUGGCCACUCUUCUAAUGUCAGCCUGUGCUGAUGUCACUACUGAACACAUUCAGCCCAUACUGAGCCAGCCCAACAUCUCCCAGUACUUCAUAGGAGUGACGGUGUUGGCCAUGGUACCUGAGAUCCCAGAGAUAGUCAACGGGAUCCAGUUUGCCCUUCAGAACAACAUCAGUCUGAGCCUGGAGGUGGGCAGCUGCAUCGCAGUACAGGUCUGCAUGCUCCAGAUUCCUCUGCUUGUCUUAUUCAACAGCUUCUAUGAUGUGGGCUUUGUGCUCAUAUUCUGUGACUUGCACCUUUGGGCCAGCAUAUUCAGUGUGAUUCUUGUCAACUACAUCUUCAUGGAUGGCAAAUCGGACUAUUUCCAGGGCGCUGCUCUGGUUGUGGUUUAUCUGAUCCUCCUGGCAUCAUACUUCUUUGCUCCGUCACCAGCUGGAUGCUGAGUAUCUGCCUCAUACAUUUAACAUCGGAUUGAGAAGAGUUAUGGGAUUGAUUAUGGUGUGCUGACUACUGAACUUUUGACAACAUUUCAAAACUAUUCCUUGUUUGCCAUUCCAAAAACAUGUUUCAGCCUUUGAAGAAUUUCGGUCUUGAAUGCUCAGGUGUUGUUGAAAUGUCUGGAACUGCUCACCUUUCAACUGUUUUAAUAACAGCUAACUAAUCCUCAAUCGCACACAUUUUACCUCACAUCUGUUUCUGUCAAAAUCCAUGCAUACACAUGCAUGCACCUCCUUUUCUUAAAACUAUUACAAUGAAACAUGAUUAAUGUAAGCUAUGCAAACUGGAGGACAAUACCUGUCACAAGACAUUGUAUGGUUUGGAAAACUUUACACUGGACUCCCCUCUCAGAAGAUAGUUUUUUAUCUUUGUACUUGUUUGUGAAAACCACUUAGUACUUUUGUACUUUAACAUUAUGUCUUGACAAUGGCGUUGUAAAUAUUAAAAGUAGAUAUUUAAUAGCCAAAGUGAGUGUUUAACUGAUCAAUCAGUGGUUUCCAAAUAAACUAUUCUUUAAGCAGAACAUUUCCUUCAAUGACCAUACCUUCUUUUAAGGAUUUGAUGUGUCAACAAAUUGCCUAUCCAGAUUUCUAGAGCCAGAAACCUUUUACAAAGCCACUAUUGUUUAACCUGCCAAGUACCCAACGCAAGCUAUUGUGGUCUAAUGAGACCAAAAUAUAACUAUUAAUACUAAAUGCCGAACACUAGAUCGGACACUAAAUCAACUCUCAUCGCCUGGCUAAUACCAGCCCUAGGGUAAAGCAUGGUGCUGUGAGUUUCAUGAUAUGGGAAUGAUUCUCAGUGGCUUCUCCAAAGUUAUUGUGCAAAUCAUACCCAAAGUGAAAGUGUCUAAAUAAUCAUCAAAUCUGGUAGAGUCAUACCCAAGGUGAAAGUGUCUAAAUAAUCAUGUACCGGAGAUAUUUUUGUUCAUGAUGCCAAAAGUAUUUUUUUCUCAAUUAUGAAUUAAACUUAUAAAUGUGUAGAAAGAGA
Molecule: messenger RNA, 3384 nt
Organism: Esox lucius (northern pike)
Lineage: Eukaryota; Metazoa; Chordata; Actinopteri; Esociformes; Esocidae
Gene: cax2
Product: cation/H+ exchanger protein 2
Exons: 20
Coding region: 30-2339 (769 amino acids)
Biological process (GO): intracellular calcium ion homeostasis; calcium ion transmembrane transport
Cellular component (GO): membrane; endomembrane system
Molecular function (GO): calcium:proton antiporter activity
Source: RefSeq, a predicted model, not a curated record